UUGAUUUUUAAAAAGUUAAAAAGGGAAAAAUACAAUGUGGCAGUGGGAGAAUUAAGGAUGAGAUGAUUGCAUUAGUUCACUGACCAUCCCUGAGCAACAGAAACACAAUCAUGGGUAAUCCUCGGCCCCUGCCUACAAGAAGCAUGGAUCUAGUUUAGUAGCACUGCCAACCGGACCGACCAUUUACACUUCUGUGUGACAUGGGGCAGACAGAGCGGGGAGAAAAGAGUGCCUGAGCUCACAGCGUUGGCGGGGCGCAGUGAGGUCAGCCAGGACUAGGUGGAAGGAGAAAAGGAACGUCCCUAUCUGCAACUCAUCUAAGGGACUGCUCGGACUCCGGAUCUCACAGCGAGAACUACCGCCUCACUACACCCGCCUUUCCCCGCGCCACCCAACAGCUCCCACGUCUCAUCCUCAGGGAGCGGGGCGGGGCGAAGCGGAAGGGGAGGGGCCGACACAACCACGCCCACUAGCCGCGCUCCAAGGCCGCGGCCCCCUUACCGCGAGAACGCGGAGUCCCGCGGACGGCGCAAGCGCAAACCUCCUGUGACGACUGCGUCUCCUGGCCCCGCCCUCCUCUCGUGGGAGUUCCGGAUGUUUAGCGUUACCAUGGAGCCUGGAGGUGCCCGCGAACGCCGCUUGUCGCCUGGGCAACCGGAGAGGACGAAGCAGGACCUAGGUGGCGGCGGUGGUACUGGCUGCAAUGGUGUCCAAUCCCGUGCAUGGCCUGCCCUUUCUUCCGGGCACGUCCUUUAAGGACUCUACGAAAACAGCCUUCCAUAGAAGCCAGACGCUGGGCUACAGGAACGGCUAUGCAAUUGUUCGACGUCCAACAGUUGGGAUAGGCGGAGACCGGCUCCAGUUCAACCAGCUGUCCCAGACUGAGCUGGAUGAGUUGGCCAGUAAGGCACCAGUCUUAACUUAUGGCCAACCUAAACAAGCCCCACCUGCGGAUUUUGUUCCUGCGCAUGUGGCCUUUGACAAAAAGGUACUGAAAUUUGAUGCCUAUUUCCAAGAAGAUGUUCCUAUGUCAACUGAGGAACGGUAUAGGAUCCGUCAAGUGAACAUUUACUAUUAUCUAGAAGAUGACAGCAUGUCUGUCAUAGAGCCUGUUGUAGAAAAUUCUGGAAUCCCUCAAGGCAAGUUAAUAAAACGCCAGCGGCUAGCCAAGAAUGACCGGGGUGACCAUUACCACUGGAAAGACCUAAAUCGAGGAAUAAACAUCACAAUUUAUGGCAGAACUUUCCGCAUUGUUGACUGUGACCAAUUCACACAGGUAUUUUUAGAAAGCCAAGGAAUUGAAUUAAAUCCACCAGAGAAGAUGGUUCUUGAUCCUUACACUGAACUCCGAAAACAGCCUCUUCGUAAGUAUGUCACCCCAUCAGACUUUGAUCAACUCAAGCAAUUUCUCACCUUUGACAAACAGGUCCUUCGAUUCUAUGCGAUCUGGGAUGAUACAGACAGCAUGUAUGGUGAAUGUCGGACCUACAUCAUUCAUUACUAUCUUAUGGAUGAUACGGUGGAAAUUCGAGAGGUCCACGAACGGAAUGACGGGAGAGAUCCUUUCCCACUCCUAAUGAACCGCCGGCGUAUGCCCAAAGUUUUGGUGGAAAAUGCAAAGAACUUCCCUCAGUGUGUGCUAGAAAUCUCUGACCAAGAAGUGUUGGAAUGGUAUACUGCUAAAGACUUCAUUGUUGGGAAGUCACUCACUAUCCUUGGGAGAACUUUCUUCAUUUAUGAUUGUGAUCCAUUUACUCGACGGUAUUACAAAGAGAAGUUUGGAAUCACUGAUUUACCACGUAUUGAUGUGAGCAAGCAGGAACCACCUCCGGUAAAACAGGAGUUGCCUCCUUAUAACGGUUUUGGACUAGUGGAAGAUUCUGCUCAGAAUUGUUUUGCUCUCAUUCCAAAAGCUCCAAAAAAAGAUGUUAUGAAAAUGCUAGUGAAUAAUAACAAGGUGCUUCGUUAUUUGGCUGUACUGGCGUAUUUGCUGAUUCCCAGAAGACCCACCUGUGAAGACAAACAUUGGAAUCUAUUUAGGGCCUGUCAAAGGCAGAAGCUCCUGGAAUCCCCCAUCCCAGAAGACAAAGACCGCAGAUUUGUCUUCUCUUACUUUCUAGCUACUGACAUGAUCAGUAUCUUUGAGCCUCCUGUUCGCAAUUCUGGUAUCAUUGGGGGCAAGUACCUUCGCAGGACUAAAGUUGUUAAACCAUACUCUACAGUGGACAACCCUAUCUACUAUGGCCCCAGUGACUUCUUCAUUGGUGCUGUGAUUGAGGUGUUUGGUCACCGGUUCAUCAUCCUUGAUACAGACGAGUAUGUUUUGAAAUACAUGGAGAGCAAUGCUGCCCAGUCUUCACCAGAAGCACUCGCAUCAAUUCAGAACCAUGUCCGAAAGCGAGAAGCACCUGCUCCAGCAUCAGAAAGCAAGCAAACUGAAAAGGAUCCAGGCGUGCAGGAAUUGGAAGCAUUAAUAGACACAAUUCAGAAGGAACUGAAAGAUCACUCAUGCAAAGACAACAUUCGUGAGGCAUUUCAAAUUUAUGACAAGGAAGCUUCAGGAUAUGUGGACAGAGACAUGUUCUUUAAAAUCUGUGAAUCGCUUAACGUCCCAGUGGAUGACUCCUUGGUUAAGGAGUUAAUCAGGAUGUGCUCUCAUGGAGAAGGCAAGAUUAACUACUAUAACUUUGUUCGUGCUUUCUCAAACUGACCUGCUGAUGAGAAAAUGCAAGACAAUUUUUGAUAUUGGAACUAUGCUUUGAAAUACACCUUACACUCUUCAUAGAGGCAUUUACAGAGUUCCUGAAGUUUUAUUUCUGUUUUCGUUCUUAUUUCACUACUACUGAAGUCGAAACUAAAUUGGAUCUAAUAGGAUCUAA
Messenger RNA from Nomascus leucogenys (northern white-cheeked gibbon), 2879 nucleotides. It is a transcript of the gene EFHC1, whose product is annotated as EF-hand domain containing 1. Bases 704 to 2710 code for a protein of 668 amino acids. Lineage: Eukaryota; Metazoa; Chordata; Mammalia; Primates; Hylobatidae. Gene Ontology annotation, cellular component: axoneme; mitotic spindle. The transcript is spliced from 12 exons. The record is from RefSeq and is a predicted model, not a curated record. Gene Ontology annotation, molecular function: calcium ion binding; alpha-tubulin binding. Gene Ontology annotation, biological process: mitotic spindle organization; mitotic cytokinesis; cilium-dependent cell motility.